This is a messenger RNA of Lagopus leucura (white-tailed ptarmigan), 1338 nucleotides long. Its product is annotated as rho GTPase-activating protein 32-like. The record is from RefSeq and is a predicted model, not a curated record. The coding region runs from base 1 to 1338 and encodes 445 amino acids. Gene Ontology annotation, biological process: small GTPase-mediated signal transduction. NCBI's taxonomy places the organism in Eukaryota, Metazoa, Chordata, Aves, Galliformes, Phasianidae. The transcript has 10 exons. Gene Ontology annotation, molecular function: GTPase activator activity. Gene Ontology annotation, cellular component: fibrillar center; nucleoplasm; actin cytoskeleton.
AUGCCGCCUCAGGAGCUGAGCCCCCGCUGGAGAGGCAAGCACGGCUUUCAGGUUGGAUUUUUCCCCGGUGAGUGUGUGGAGCUCAUUAACGGAAAAAUCCCGGAGAGUCUCAUCAAUUCAGUGCCAAAGCCAGUGCCAAAGAAGCGCGGCAAGCUCCUCACCUUCCUUCGUUCCGUGGUGAAGGCCCGCCCAAAGCAACCGAAAGAGCGGGAGGUGGAGAAGGAAAGGGUGUUCGGCCGUGACCUGGGAGAGCAUCUUCUCCACUCUGGUCGUGAUGUCCCCCAGGUCCUCCAGAGCUGCGCCGAGUUCAUCGAGCAGCAUGGCGUGGUGCAGGGGAUAUACCCCCUGUCCGGCGUUGCGUCCAGCGUCCAGAGACUGCACCAGGAAUUUGAGUCUGAGCAGGUUCCUGAGCUAACCGUCCGCGACGUUCACAGCGCGAGCUCCCUCUGCAAAAUGUACUUCAGGGAGCUCCCGAACCCCCUGCUGACCGACCAGCUGUACGACAAGUUCUCGGAUGCUGUUGGUGCCACUACGGAGGAGGAGCGGCUGGUCAGAAUGCGGGACGCCAUCCAGCAGCUGCCCGCUCCUCACUACAGGGUCCUGGAGUUCCUGAUGAGACACUUGGCCUGUCUGUCUGCAAACAGCUCUGUCACCAACAUGCACGCUAAGAACUUAGCCAUUGUGUGGGCUCCAAACCUCCUAAGAUCACAGCAGAGCGAGUCUGCCUGUGCCAGCGGGAGAGCUGCCUGCACGGAACUGCAGAUGCAGUCGGCCGUGGUGGAAUUCAUCAUCGACCACACAGAGGUCCUCUUCUGCUCCACAUCUGGACCUGACAUCGCAGAUGGAGCAGGGCACAGUUCUCUCUCAGGGCCCAAAUCUGUGCAGGCGUCUUCUCCUGCCACAGAGCUGCUCACCCUGGAGGAGGCGCAGGCACGGAGGCGAGGCCACAGCAGCUCUCCUGUGGUUGUGACACAGAGCAGGGACAUAGAGGUGGAAGAAGGCCCCGCAGCUGUACGGGGCAAAUUCCACACAGUCAUUGACUUUCCAUCUGAAAGUGAUGGAGAGAGGGAGCUCAUCCAAGUUCAAGCCCUCAUUUCUCCCAGCUCUGCUGAAGAUGCUGACCUGAGCCCGCCAGACACCACAGGCACCAGCCUGGACUGUGACCCGGUGCCUCUGCAGUGCAGCCCAGCCCAAGCACAGUCCAAGUGCCCCGACAGCAGCACCUCUGUGCUGGAGCAGGUCAGUAUCACUGAGGAGAAGCCGAGCCUCUUGGAGGGGAGCUUAGAAUCAGGCCUCCAGUCCCAGGCACCGGGCAGCGGCUCUGAGAGCUCUCCAUGA